AUGUUCUCCAUAUCGACCCGAGCUCCGCUAUCUUCCAUCCCUACCUCGGAUGCCGUACCGACAUCCUACCACCGAGCUGCGGACGAGAGGAAAUAUCAGAUGGACAUCGAUGAGGAGUACGGAGAAGGGAGCUCAGGGGAACUUGGGGCGGCAGGGAAGAAUAUCGUCGGGCCGGGAGAGAGUAUCACGAGCUCAAAAGACUACAUGAGGGGCCACGGCACAUACGUGGAGGAUGAGCAAGUGGUGUCGUCCGUCGCAGGUACGAUUGAGCGGGUGAACAAGCUCAUCUCUGUCAAACCACUCAAAUCGAGAUAUACCCCUGAAGUAGGCGAUCUUGUCAUUGGGCGUAUCGUCGAAGUCGGCUCGUCGAGGUGGAAGGUCGAUGCGAAUGCAAGACAGGAUGCUGUUUUGAUGUUGUCGAGUGUCAACCUGCCGGGCGGUGUACAGAGGAGAAAAGUGGAGCAGGAUGCGCUGAAGAUGCGAGAGUUCCUGGCUGAAGGCGAUCUCCUCGUCGCCGAAGUCCAAGCUUUCUUUGGAGACGGCGCCAUGUCCCUACAUACCCGUUCCCUCAAAUACGGUAAACUCCGAAACGGCCUCCUCCAACCUCUGCCGCCACACCUCAUUCGCCGUCUCAAAUCACACUUCCACCACCUCCCACCACCGUGUGGACCGACUGGCGUCGAUGUAAUUCUAGGGUUGAAUGGAUGGGUGUGGGUCUCGGCGGGUACCAAGGCGGCUGUGGAGGGGGACGGACAGGGACAGGGGGUAGGAGGGGGAGCGGAGGGGGAUGGGUUUGGUGCGGAGGGGGUGUAUAGCAACGUCAACGACGAAAUAACACCCGAGUCUCGCACAGCCAUCAGCACCAUCGCCUCCCUCAUCCGCCUGUUCGCGAAAUAUCACAUUCCCCUCUCCGACAGCUUACUGCUUGAGGGAUAUCAGUGGAUCUCGAAAAGGAGAGGUGGGGCUGAGUCGACGAUGAUCAGUGAUGAGGAUGGGGAGAGGCUUAUUGGGGACGUGCUGGGUGUGGACGUCAGCGUGGACGCGUGA
This is a messenger RNA of Dioszegia hungarica, 1047 nucleotides long. RefSeq names its product exosome complex exonuclease rrp4. Gene Ontology annotation, molecular function: RNA binding. Gene Ontology annotation, biological process: CUT catabolic process; TRAMP-dependent tRNA surveillance pathway; U4 snRNA 3'-end processing. Bases 1 to 1047 code for a protein of 348 amino acids. NCBI's taxonomy places the organism in Eukaryota, Fungi, Basidiomycota, Tremellomycetes, Tremellales, Bulleribasidiaceae. The transcript is spliced from 6 exons. The record is from RefSeq and is a predicted model, not a curated record. Gene Ontology annotation, cellular component: nuclear exosome (RNase complex); cytoplasmic exosome (RNase complex).